Molecule: messenger RNA, 2148 nt
Organism: Sphaerulina musiva SO2202
Lineage: Eukaryota; Fungi; Ascomycota; Dothideomycetes; Mycosphaerellales; Mycosphaerellaceae
Exons: 8
Coding region: 373-1572 (399 amino acids)
Source: RefSeq, a predicted model, not a curated record
GGCGCUUUCGCCUGCUUGGAACCUCCUAUUCCCCUGCUGGUCUUAGCCUGCUGGUCCGCACGCUAUCUGUGCUAUCAGCGAUUGACAAUCCCCGAAAUGGCGGAACUCAGGCAGUUCAGCUCACCACUCCGUGCUGGAUCGUCACCAGAGCCGCCGUGUUGGUCUACUCCUCUUCCUGUCCUUAUGCCGCGCCGCCAGGCGCAAAGAGAACGCGCGGUUCUCCGUCUGACCAUCAUCUAACCCUUUUCCUGGAACUACCACCUCCCCACCUCGCAAGCAAGCAAGAGAGGAGAGAGAGAGAGAGAGAGAGAGCGAGAGAGAAAGAGAGAGAACUGCUCUGUUCGACCGUCGCGCUGGAGAAGGGACGGCGAGAUGGGAAUGCCCGGUCCUUCCAACGAUGCUCUAUUCACCGAAGUAUGGGUAGAGUAUGCCAUCAGCAUGCUUCUCAUCUUGCUGCGCUUCUUCGCCCGAUGGAGAGUGUUUGGAUUCGAAAAGUUCGACCUGGGAGACGUCUUUGCAGGUCUUGCUAUGGUGUGCUAUUCUCUCACCGCAGCCGGAAUAUACAUGCUCAUAACCUAUGGAAACAACAUUGGUCUGAACGAGCAAACGGCAAUGCAAGUGCCCGCCGACAAGAUUGCAGACUUGACGCUCGGUUCCAAGUUGGCGUUCAUCGAAUGGUUCUGGUACAUCACACUCCUAUGGAGCCUGAAGGGAGUCUUACUGAUGGUAUACGUCAAACUUGGAACUGGAAUAGAUAGGCAGGAACUGUUAGUCCGGCUUGUCUGUGCAUUCGCUUUCCUGUCGUGGUUGGGCUCGAUAUUGUGCCACGCGCUCAUCUGCAUGCCGAUUUCGAAAAGCUGGCAGAUUCAGCCAUAUGCGGGAGAUAAGUGUACCAUGCGUCCGGCCAAUUACAUCGUCAUUGCUGUGCUCAACGGUCUGAGUGACCUAGCCAUCAUAGCCGUUCCCAUGCCUCUGCUGUUCAAAGUCAAGGUUCAUCCCUCUCGAAAAGUUGCCUUGAUUCUUCUCUUCUCCAUGGGCAUCUUUUGUAUCAUUGCGACGAUAUUGCGGGCAUACUACUCUUUAACGUCGCUCGACACUUUAGCAAUCGCGCUAGGGUGGGCCAGCCGGGAGACUUUUGUUGGUACCUUUGUUGCUUGCGUUCCAGGCAUCAAGCCCUUAUUCAGUACGACCAAAUGGAUCCGAUCCAGUGCGGACGGAUCUCGCAGUAGGCUGUCCAUGGACAAGCCAUCUCGUGGGUCCGGCAGUAGAUAUCUAUCCUUUUCGAAGAAACCGUCACAUAACGUCAUCGAAGGCGAUGGUACGAUUACGGUAUCGCGAUCCGUGGACGUCUAUCGCUCGCAAAGGCCAUCGAUGGAUAUGGGUAACGCGUAUGGAGUGGAGAUGGGAAAAUGGAAAAGCCAGCAUACAUCGUCGGGCUCGUACGCAAGCGACGAGAGGGUUAUCAUGGAUGACGAGCACGAGCUCAAGAGCAAAGACAGCCAUAAGAGCGCGCAGUGCAGCGUGCGCGAAUUCUUUCUGGGCGAGGCUACGAAAUCCAAAGACCACGUCUAGGCCCAUUUGCGCGCAACAACAAAAGUCGUCAAUCCCUCCUGGCAUCUCCCUCAGCUGAUGUCCCACCACUUUCUCACACGGAUCCCCGUACACCAUUCGACGUCGUCCACGGGGAAAGUCCGUAGUGGUACCUCUGAAAGUCGAUGGCGCCGCCCAUUGAUGAUGAAUGGAGCAGAAUCAAUCCGAUUCGUGGAUGCUCUCAAUCAGACACCGAUCCAAGCAAGCCCGCAAGCAUCGCCAGAAAGCCCCACCGACGAGGGUAUACGUACAGAGAGCCAAGGCGAUCAUCUAAAUUGCGGCACCAGGAGCUUGGAGCUUGAAAGAUGGUAAAUCUAUGUGACACCAACAGGCAAAUUCCCUCCCAGGGGAGCUCCCCAUGGGCUGGAUUUUGGAUAGAUGCUGGAAUUGGAACUACAUGAUCUAGGUAGGAGGUGGGGGAUCUCUAUGCACCGAUCCGCUCUGUAGGUAUAUACCUACCUUCCAUGUUUGGGAGUAGGAGGAACAACCUGCACAAGAAAAUUAAAUAAUGACAAGAGCAGGCAGUGCUGCUAGAGCACGGCGCUACUAUAAUAACUA